AUGGAGGAGUUGAAUGGGGAUCUUUAUGGGGAUGGUCUCGUAAGUCUCGGGGAUGAAGGAUCAUUGGAAUCUACUGAUAGUGGAAAGCAGGACCAAAGUUGCACAAUUUGCGACAAUAAGCUGUGCAGUCCUCGGGUGUUGUCAUGCCUACAUGUAUUCUGUGAAACAUGUAUAGAAAAGCUGAUGGUAAAUGAAGCAGGUGAUACUUUGAAAUUUGAUGUAGCUGUUGAAUGUCCACUAUGCAAACAAGAAACCAAGAUUCCUGUGGGGGGAGCAGCAUCUUUACCAUCUGAUUAUGUGAUUACUAACAUUUUGGAUGUGUCUUCAAUGGAUCAAUCUGUUGUUUGCACCUGUUGUAAGAGUAAAGAACCAGCCGUAGCUCGUUGCACUGAUUGUUCCCACUUCCUAUGCUCAAAUUGUAAUUCUGCACAUGAGUUCAUGCGCUGUUUCGAAAACCACAGAGUUGUCCCAUUUGAUGCGCUUCGGUCGUCUAAGGAAAAAUCUGCUGUUCAUAAACCAAUAUUCUGCAGCCGCCAUGUUGGUGAGAGCCUAAAACUGUAUUGCUGUGACUGCGAAGUUGGUGCUUGCACCGAGUGUCUCACAGUAGAUCACAAAGUUGGUGAACAUCGUUGCGAGCGCAUAGUCGAUGCAGAACCGAAUCUCCGAGCCGAAUUGCGUAACUACAUAGUAGAAGCAAACGCGCGUGCAGCAGCCGCCGGUGGGGCUUCAGCCCGGCUUGACGAUGCCCUGGGAGACCUGCAACGCCAACGCGAUGAAGCCGAGAGCCUCAUUAAUGAAGCUUUCCAUGCCUAUAAAGCUGCUCUAGAGAGGCGCCGUGAGACAGUUCUAGAAGAACUCGAGCGCUUACACAAAGAGAGAGAACUGAAGGUUAUGGAUCUAUUCGACCGCGUGGACAAGACCGUUCUUCGUAUUGAUUGCGCUUGCAAGUUCACCACACGGCUGUUGAGACGCGGCGACGGCACCGAAAUUGUGAUGCUUAAGAAGACCGUCGCUUCUCAAUUUGCACGCCUGUUAGAGGGGGCUCCGGAGUUUGAUGUCGAUUUCUCUUUGGAGUUCGUGACAAAGAUGGAUAAAUUCGACUCUAUAACUGAAGAUACCUUUGGAGCCUUCCGGACUGAAGCAACUAUGGCGGAGGAAAGGAAACGGUUAAGCGAAUCCUCUGCGAUCGUGUCCGUUGCGUCGAACGCUCAUUCCCCAGCAGUGUCGGUGACCAAUGCACCGGUGUUUGAUGAUUUUCCUCUUGGGAACGUUCGUCGCGUGACUGGCGUUUCUGGGGUAGGAAUGGUGGGAGUUCCCUCAAUGGGUGUAGGCUCCGGGCCAGUGGCAAGCAGUGGGGUAUUGCCUGGGGUCGUGAGCGUUAACAAUGUAACUGGAGUAGGCUCAGUACCUGGGGUGCCAGCGCUGCCGUCUAUGGUCGAAUACAACUUGCAGCAGUUGGCAAGUAUUGCCGAAAAGGACGUCCCGCCACCCCCGCACGCUUCACCCGCUCCUUCAUUCACAUUAGCGGAAUUACUGGCUGGUGAUUUGAACUCUCCACAUGCAUACAACAACUUGCAAGCUUUAGCCAAACUUGGAUUGAAUACAGAGGUCAACGGCUAUGGUGGGGUCGGGGGCGUAAGCGCCAUUAGCUCAGUAGGCCCCCGGGGCGUGUCCCCUGGUCGUCCGCUUUUAACAGCAGCCGAAGAAGCAGCCUUAGUCGCGCCACCUGCCCCACUCGUUCGGGCAACGAAGGCCACACCCAUGCAUAUUAGAUUUAAAUUCGGACAACUCGGAGGCGGUAAGGGCCAGUUCAACUCCCCCCAUGGCUUCUGCCUUGGAAAUGAUGAAGACAUCAUUGUUGCGGAUACCAAUAAUCACCGGAUUACUGUGUUCGACAAAGCUGGCAAUCACAAGUUCAAUUUCGGUGUAGCGGGUAAGGAAGAGGGCCAAUUGUGGUACCCCCGUAAAGUGGCUGUGGUCCGCGCCACUGGAAAGUUUGUGGUCUGUGACCGUGGCAACGAAAGGUCCCGAAUGCAGAUAUUCACUAAGAAUGGGCACUUUUUGAAGAAAAUUGCCGUGCGGUUCAUCGACAUAGUAGCUGGCCUGGCAGUGACAGCCGAAGGUCUAAUAGUGGCAGUGGAUAGUGUGACCCCAACUGUAUUUAUUCUGUCUGAGGAAGGUGACCUCAUGAGUUGGUUCGAUUGUAGUGAGUGUAUGCGGGAGCCUUCCGACAUUGCUAUUAGCGGCAAAGAAUUCUACGUAUGCGACUUCAAAGGUCACUGCGUGGUCGUGUUCGAUGAUGAGGGCAGGUUCCUUCGUCGCAUCGGAUGCGAGAACGUGACCAAUUUCCCCAACGGGAUCGACGUGUCGGACGCCGGCGACGUGCUGAUUGGCGACUCGCACGGAAAUAAGUUUCACGUGGCCGUGUUUUCGCGGGACGGGGUUUUGGUCACUGAGUUUGAAUGCCCCUAUGUGAAGGUGUCCCGCUGCUGCGGUCUGAAGAUAACAUCCGAAGGCUACAUCGUAACCCUGGCAAAGAAUAAUCACCACGUUCUAGUCCUCAACACCCUAUAUAUUGUCUGA
This is a messenger RNA of Pieris macdunnoughi, 2583 nucleotides long. NCBI's taxonomy places the organism in Eukaryota, Metazoa, Arthropoda, Insecta, Lepidoptera, Pieridae. The record is from the annotation of a GenBank genome assembly.